AAACCCUCCUAGUUCAAACCUGGAAUAUAAAAGCCAGCCACUCUGAGAAUACCCACAAACCACAGCGGUCUAAUAUUAAGAGACAGAAACAUAAACUGUUAGACAGGGAGCCUGGAUUCAAUAAUUCUGACACUGUUUACAAAAGAUCUGUCUGAAUUAUUCUGGUUUUUGUAAGUGGAUAUUGAUUCGUCCCUGCUGAAAUUUUGUCAACACUAAUGAGCGGGACCAACUCUUCUGCUUAUCGAUCGGAGCGCAGCUUCCACCAGACGUCUUCAUCUUCAUCCUCAUCCUCAUCAACCUCAUCAAAUCCAUACAUGGAGAAAAGCCGGGGACUCUUUGCAGAGGAUUUUGGAUCUUUCAUGCGCCCCGGUGAUGCUUUGGGAUUUUCAAGUCGAACUGGGACACCAGGGAACAUCAAAACCUUAGGUGAUACCUAUCAGUUCACAGUAGAUGUAUGUGACUUCUCACCAGAGGACGUCAUUGUUACCAACUCCAACAACCAGAUUGAAGUUCGUGCAGAAAAGCUCGCUACAGAUGGCACAGUGAUGAACACUUUCACCCAUAAAUGCCAACUUCCAGAGGAUGUGGAUCCCACUUCAGUGACCUCUUUUCUCGGGCCUGAUGGGGCGCUCACAAUUAAAGCCAAACGGCAUCCUGCUAAACUCGAACAUGCACAGACUUUCCGUACAGAAAUAAAAAUCUAAAUCUAAUUCUUUACAUCCUU
Messenger RNA from Trichomycterus rosablanca, 724 nucleotides. RefSeq names its product heat shock protein family, member 7 (cardiovascular) (gene hspb7). The transcript is spliced from 3 exons. The coding region runs from base 216 to 704 and encodes 162 amino acids. Gene Ontology annotation, biological process: heart development. The record is from RefSeq and is a predicted model, not a curated record. Gene Ontology annotation, cellular component: cytoplasm; nucleus. Lineage: Eukaryota; Metazoa; Chordata; Actinopteri; Siluriformes; Trichomycteridae.